UACGCGCACGCGCCCUGAUUGUUCGCGCUCCAUCUCUGUGGUAGUGCGCUAUCGUUUUACGCACAUUUAUCGGACACUUGUCAGCAUCCGUCUGUCUCUUCUCGCUGCGUCGAGCUGGAGUCAUUAAACCCUGUCAAUUAAUUCUGUGGGAAGACUCUGAGAGGCAACAUGGACGACUCUAGCUUCAAGCUAAGAUGCGAACUUCGCGGUCACGAUGAAGACGUGAGAGGGACAUGUCUUUGCAGUGACAUGAGGAUUGCGUCUGCUUCUCGAGACAAGACCGUGAGACUAUGGUCACCUGUGGAUGGGGAGAGGGGUGGUUACGAGCUUGGUGCGGUGAUGGUUGGUCAUGCUGGUUUUGUUGGCCCGGUGGCAUGGAUGUCGCCCAAUGAAGAUCUACCAAACGGAGGACUAGUUACCGGUGGAAUGGAUGCCCGUGUCAUUGUAUGGGACUGCGGGACGGCAUCGUUGGUUCAAGAUCUGAGGGGCCAUGAGUUGCAAGUCACAGGUGUUGCUGUGCAAGAAAAUGGAGACGUAGUGUCCUGUUCUAUCGACAAGACUUUGCGGGUGUGGAGAAAGGGAGUGUGCAAAGAGGUGCUGCAAGGGCACGAUGGGCCUGUGCUUUGUGUUUGCGUCCUCCCUACAGGGGAAAUUAUCUCAGGAUCUGGGGACUGCACGAUUAAGCUGUGGCGAAGCUCCAGCUGUGUACACACAUUUCGAGGCCAUACAGAUUCUGUUCGCGGGCUGGCUUUUCUUCCUGGCGUUGGAAUUGUGUCGGGGUCCCAUGAUGGCAUGGUGAGGCUCUGGUCUGUCACAGGGCAGCCCCUGCUCCAUUUUGUUGGACACACCGCAUUGGUGUUCAGCGUUGCUGUGAGUACGAGUGGUGAAAUUGCAUCCGGAAGUGAAGAUGGAACGGCGAGAGUUUGGGGAGGUGACGGUGAGUGUAAAGAUAAGAUAGAACACCCAGGUUGUGUAUGGAAUAUCAUCUAUCUUCCGAAUGGCGACCUUGUCACUGCUUGUGCCGAUGGUGUGAUUCGAGUGUGGACUCGUGACCUGCAGCGAGUAGCAUCAGAUGAGCAGAUCCAAGCAUACGAGCUGGCUUUGCAGGAAAGAAGAAGAGCAAAGACCGUGGGAGGACGGCCAGUUUCUGAUUUACCGGGACCAGAGGAACUUGAACAACCAGGAAAGAAGGAUGGACAGACAAGAAUUGUGAGAGAAGGUGGUGUCGGGAUUGCAUACACGUGGAGUGAAAAGGAGUACAAGUGGGAAAAGAUCGGCGAAGUUGUUGAUGGUCCCAGUGAUGCCCUUGAGAAACGAACUCUAAACGGAGUGAGAUAUGAUUUUGUUUUCGAUGUGGACAUUGGCGAUGGUGCUCCCCUCAGGAAGCUUCCGUACAAUCGAGGACAAAACCCCUAUGACGUGGCCGAUAACUGGCUUAUGGAACAGGAACUUCCGCCCGCAUACAGAGAGCAAGUGGUAGAGUUCAUUGUGACCAAUACUGGUGAGCGCAUCGAGCCGGUGGACUUGUCCGUGCCAGAUCCUUUCACUGGGGGUGGUGCGUAUGUACCCACGCAAUCUCAGAUGCAAGGUUCAGUCGCUGGUUCAAGGGCUGCCAUCCGGACGAGUGUGGACCCUUCUAUAAAUGCCGACCCCUUUACAGGAGGGGGCUCGGGCUCUUCAGUUGCUGCUCAGAAUUCACACACCUCAACAGCAACCGGACAAACCAGUCUAAAGCAUGUCCCCAAGAGAGGGUAUCUGUACUUUGACAGUGCUCAGUUUGAUGGAAUUCAGAAGAAAUUGUAUGAAUUUAAUGGCAUCCUUGCUGGCGAUUCGGCGUUGGCUGCCCACGCUAUGGAUUCUGCAGAAAAAGAACGACUUCAGAUUCUCAUCAGAACUCUUCAGGAUACAUCACGGUACCAUGCAAGUACAUUUGCUCAUGCAGAUCUCGUCCUUUUGAAAAAACUCCUCGCUUGGCCUCCAGCUUAUCUAUUCCCAGUUUUGGAUGUGCUGAGGAUGCUCGCACUUCACAGUCAAGGAGCGACAAUGCUAGCUGAAGAAACUGGGAAGGCAAAAGAUUUCUUGCUAGAGGGUAUCGUGUCAGUGAGCACACCACCUGUGGUUGCAGCAAAUCUGUUGACGGGUGCUCGAAUGCUGACAAACUGCUUUCGGUAUGCAAGCCUAAGAAGCUGGGUGGAGCAGCAUCGGUCGGAGGUUCUGGAUUCUCUUGCCAUCUGUUGCGCGUCGAGUAAUAAAAAUGUCCGUCUGGCUUUUUCAACAUUGCUAUUAAACUUUGCAGUUCUCCUAUGUGAGGCAAAAGAUGAGAAUGGUCAAAUCCAAUGCCUUUCUGCUUCAAUAGAGCUUGCAUCAGCAGACGAGGAUCCUGAAAAUAUUUUCCGGACAUUGGUUGCCAUUGGAACUCUUCACUUGUGAGAAUUUCUUCUAUGCAGGGCCACUCAGUCUUAUGUCAACAAAUGGAACAAAAGUUCAAAACACUG
Molecule: messenger RNA, 2495 nt
Organism: Chara braunii
Lineage: Eukaryota; Viridiplantae; Streptophyta; Charophyceae; Charales; Characeae
Source: the annotation of a GenBank genome assembly